AACCAGUGGACAGUCAUGUUCAAAGGCUCAGGGCCUGCGGGCCUGGGGGCCCAGGGCCUGGCAGGACCCCUGCGGGGCCGAGUGGAGGAACUGAAGCGGCCUUGGUGGCGGGAGAGCUCACCACUGGUGCUGCGGCACAGUGAGGCAGCCCGCCUGGCAGCUGAUGCCCUCCUGGAGCGGGGCGAGGCUGCCUACCUGCGAGUCAUCUCUGAGGAGCGGGAACUGCCCUUCCUGAGCGCCCUGGAUGUGGACUACAUGACCAGCCAUGUGCGAGGGGGCCCUGAGCUCAGCGAAGCCCAGGGGCCAGAGGCCUCGGGGCCUGACCACCUCAGCCUGCUCUCGGAGGUCACUUCAGGCACUUACUUCCCCAUGGCCUCCGACAUAGAGCCCCCAGACCUGGACCUGGGAUGGCCUGAGGUUCCGCAGGCCACAGGCUUUAGCCCUACGCAGGCUGUGGUCCACUUCCAAAGGGACAAGACCAAGAACAUCAAGGACCUGCUGCGUUUCCUCUUCAGCCAGGCCCGCACGGUAGUGGCUGUGGUGAUGGACAUCUUCACCGACAUGGAGCUUCUGUGUGACCUCAUGGAGGCCUCGAGCCGGCGGGGUGUCCCUGUCUACCUGCUCCUGGCCCAGGAGCACCUGAGGCACUUCCUGGAAAUGUGCUACAAGAUGGACCUCAAUGGGGGGCACCUGCCGAACAUGCGUGUGCGGAGCACAUGUGGGGACACAUACUGCAGCAAGGCCGGCCGCCGCUUCGCCGGGCAGGCCCUGGAGAAGUUCGUCAUCAUCGACUGUGAGCAGGUGGUGGCGGGCAGCUACAGCUUCACCUGGCUUUGCAGCCAGGCCCACACUAGCAUGGUGCUGCAGCUGAGGGGCCGCAUCGUGGAAGAUUUUGACCGUGAGUUCCGUUGUCUGUAUGCUGAGUCGCAGCCUGUGGAGGGCUUUUGCGGUGGUGAGGAGCCACCGUCUCCACGGGCCCUACGUCCUCCUCCGGUGGCGCUGGCCUUUGGGCCUGGCAUCCCAAGUCCCACAUCCUCCUCGCCCUCCAGCACCAGCCUCAGCAGCAUCAAGCGCUCACCUCUCACGGGCCGCUCUUCCUUUCUCCGUCUACCAGGAGGCGGUGGUUGGGGUGGUACAGUUAUGGGAUCCUCAACCCCGGGCUCAGCCCGCUGUGAGGCCAGUGGCCAGCCCUCCCUGCAACGCCAGCUGUCAGACCCUAACCAUAGCUCCCUUUCUGGACCUUACAGGGCCAACCUGGCCAAGCUGGGGGCAUCCCCAUGGUCUCAGUCUUCUCCUGCCCUCAACCACAAUAACGCCAGUCCCUUGACCCAGGCAGUAGGGUCAUCACUGCUCCCUCGUCCCCGUCCGCUCCUUUACUUCCCCCGGGGUGUCCCAGUUCUGUCCCAGCUCCCAGAGAAUGGGAUCCCAGGAAGCCAGGAUCCUAGUCCCCCACGAAGCCGCCAGAUGCUUGGCACAGCCCUGGAGACAGUGGAAGAGAAGAAGGCAUCUUUGAGUCAAAGCCAUGACCAGCUGGACCACCUUGUCCCUUUGCCCAGAGCCCGAGAAGCAGGAGACCUUAACUCUGGGGUUACUUCCAACUCAAGUUCCCUUCGGCCUGAUGAGCAGUCCCCAGAGGACAAGAGGUUGUCUCCAAGCCAGAGCUACAGCCAACUGGAUCUCCUGCCCCGGGUCCAGGGUGUUGGGGGUGCCCCUGAGUCUGGUUCCUUCAGACCUGGUGAUUGGGCCACAGAGGACAGAAGCCUGUUCCCAAAUCACAGCCAUGGCAAAUUGGACCUCCUGGUACAGCACCCCAAGGCACAGGGCUCCAGAGUGCCCCCUGAGGCCAACUCAGCCAAACUUGACAAGCAGGGUCCAGAUGAGCGACGGCAGACACUGGGCCACAGCCAGCUGGACCUCAUCACAAAGUUUGGUCCAUUCCGGAGUGAGGGGCCUGGGCCCAGUGGUCUCCCAGGACUGAGCCCUGCUCGUGUGACUGGAGCAGGCCCUGAUGAUGAGAAGCGGCUGACUCUGGGCCACAGCAAGCUGGACCUUAUCACCAAGUAUCAUCAGCUACAGGGGGCCAGGCAGGGACCUGAGCCUGGCCUCCCUGGAGGUCCUGCAGGGGGCCAUCGCAAUGGCAGCAGCAAUGGCUUCUUUGGGAAUGAGAAACGGCUGACUCUGGGCCACAGCAAACUGGACCUCAUCACUAAGUACCACAAGUCCAAGUUUAAGCUGCUCCGAAGUCGCUUUGAGUCCUAGCCCUAGUCCCAGGAGGGGCAGAUCCCGCCUCCAACCACUGAGAUUCUGCAUUUGCUCAGGCCCCAGCCACUGGGAAAGGAAGGUGGCUAGAAGCCCAGGUCAGACAUACUCCCUGGGCUCAAGAUUCUUGCAGACAUGCUCUC
Molecule: messenger RNA, 2402 nt
Organism: Tupaia belangeri chinensis (Chinese tree shrew)
Lineage: Eukaryota; Metazoa; Chordata; Mammalia; Scandentia; Tupaiidae
Gene: SACK1C
Product: scaffolding CK1 anchoring protein C
Exons: 4
Coding region: 16-2259 (747 amino acids)
Biological process (GO): signal transduction
Molecular function (GO): protein kinase binding
Source: RefSeq, a predicted model, not a curated record